ACCAGGAAUAUAUAGAAGUACCACACAGUCUUUGUUCGAUCGUUGUCCAAGGCAGACGGAUUCAGAAUACUUAUUAGAAAUCCAUUCCAUAGACGACAAGAAAAUACAAAAGAUGUUACUUUUCUCGCUGAUAUUCCUAUUGCCUAUGAUGACAAGGGCAGAAGAACAUCAUCAAAGUACUUACACAUUGGAUCUUAAAAAUGGCACCCUUGAGAGAGUAAUACCCGGUCAACAACCAAUUGAGAAUCUGGACCUCUCCAACAUGCAAAUUAAAUUCAUCAAAAGAGAAGCAUUUGACGAGCUAAAAGAUCUCAAAUGUCUAACAUUGAGAAAUAAUCUUCUCACUUCACUGCCAGAAUUUAUUUUCUCAAAUCUUUCAACUCUCGAGCAUUUGUCCCUAGCUGAGAAUAAAAUAAAUACUCUUGACAAUAUUUUCGUUGGAUUGGACAAUUUGAAAGAAUUAAAUAUUUCAUGUAAUCCAUUGAGACAUUUACGAAGAGGACAAUUUUUUGGUUUACCGAAUAAUGUCAAUAUUUAUACAAGGGGUAAUAUUUUUUGGAGUUUGAGUACAAUGCUAUUUGAAAAUCCAUUUUUAAAGGAGAAAGAUAGUUUUGUGGAAAUUGAGAAGGCAAGAUUUGAUGACGAUUGGGAGGAGGAGGAAGAGCAAAUAGCUGAGGCUAGAAAAUUGGAUACAUUGGAGAGGGAAAUUUUUUCUGGUUCAAAAAUGCAUGUCUUUCCAAAAGAAACACAACCACAACUUGAUAAAAAUAUUUUAAUUAAACUUUGUAUGGAGGAUGGAAUUGUCAUUAGUCUUGAAAUUAUUGAUAAGAACGAGAAACUUGAAGCGAGAUGCAGUGAAGUUAAAAUUGACUACGAAGAACGACAGGUGAAUCUUCGUGGAUUGGGAAUUAAGGAUUUCGACGAGGAUUGGUACAGACUGCAAAAGCUGCCAAUUCACGGAAUUGAUCUUUCAAAUAACGAAAUUCAAGAAAUCUCCAAGGAACUUCUAAACGAUCUUCCGGGUGAUUUGGCAUACGUGAGCCUUGUGGAAAAUAGAAUUAGAAAAUUAACGCGGCAAAUUAUUGACAAUAGUCAUCUCAAAGUAUUGAGUUUGAAGGAUAAUUUAAUUGAAGAAAUUGAAGACAAAACAUUCGAAAAUACCCGAUUGAAUGGUCUCUAUCUAAGUGGAAAUCGAUUGGAAAAUCUUAAUUUCAUAAAAGAUUUACCCACAACACUAACGGAAUUAGUUAUCAAUCGUAAUCUUAUUCAAUCUAUUCCCGAUGGUAUUUUUACAAAACUCACAAAUCUCAUUUAUCUUAAUCUAGCGAGAAAUAAUAUUCCCAAUUUACAAGCUGACAUUUUCCGUGGAUUAAAAUCACUUCAAAUUUUAAUAUUGACGAGAAAUUCUUUAACAAACAUUGCUCCUGGUUCUUUUAAAUUUCUCAAAAAUCUGAAAACUCUCUACCUUUAUCAUAAUUCAAUUUCAAAUAUUGAAAAUGGCGUUUUUGAUAAUUUGGAAAAAUUGAGAAAUUUGAAUCUUGCUUUUAAUAAAAUUGAGAGAAUAACACCAGAAAUGUUUGCUAAAUUACCAAAAUCGUUGAAUUUCCUUCAUCUUGAUUUUAAUAGAAUUGAAUCACUACAACCGGGUAGUUUCAUUGAAGUACCAAGAUUUUCAUUGUCAUUGGAUGGAAAUAAAAUAACAAAUAUUAUGCCAGGUACUUUUGAUUUGCCAAAUCUUCAGGAUCUUUAUCUAAAGAAUAAUUCCCUAACAAAUUUAAAAUCAGAAUCUUAUGAGGGUUUACCAAGAUUAAAACGUCUUUGGUUAUCGAAUAAUAAAAUUAAUAAUAUCGAAAAAGGUGCGGCACGUAGUUUAUCAUUACUUUCGAUUUUAGAUAUUUCGAAAAAUCCCCUUCAAUCCCUGAAUAAUGGAGCUUUAUUUGGUUUGCCAAAAUCAAGAGCGAGUUUUGUUUAUAUAUCCGAUAAUUGUAUUGAUUUAAUUCAAGGUGGUGUUUUCGAUGAUUAUUCCUCUUAAAUAUUGAAGAAAGAAUCGUGAAUAUUGACUGACAAAUGGAAAAUUAACUUUAAGUUCUAAAAGAAAAUGUGAUACGAGAUCAAUGUUGUAUUAUGAAAUAAUUUUUCAAAUAAAAUAAUUUUUUGGAAGAAAA
Molecule: messenger RNA, 2165 nt
Organism: Leptopilina boulardi
Lineage: Eukaryota; Metazoa; Arthropoda; Insecta; Hymenoptera; Figitidae
Product: leucine-rich repeat-containing protein 15-like
Exons: 3
Coding region: 113-2032 (639 amino acids)
Cellular component (GO): extracellular matrix
Molecular function (GO): protein binding
Source: RefSeq, a predicted model, not a curated record